ACAGGACAACGGUUCUCCCUCCAAGUGGAAAAGGUGCUCUUUCACGCGCGUUCUGCCUAUCAGGACGUUCUGCUCUUUCAAUCUACCUCCUACGGCAAAGUCCUCGUGCUCGAUGGAGUCAUCCAAGCCACGGAACGUGACGAGAUGGCUUAUCAAGAAAUGAUUUCGCACUUGCCCCUUUUUGCGCACCCAAACCCGCGCAAAGUCCUCAUCAUUGGGGGCGGGGAUGGAGGCGUGCUGCGGGAGGUGGCGAAACAUCCGUCGAUCGACACCAUCCACAUGUGCGAGAUAGAUAAAAUGGUGAUCGACGUGAGCAAAGAAUUUAUGAGUGACACGUUGGCCACGUCGUAUGAAGAUCCUCGCUUGACGCUGGUGGUUGACGAUGCGGCCAAAUUUGUCACUCAGGACGGGCACUGCACCUACGAUUGCAUUAUUGUCGACUCGUCCGACCCCGUUGGACCCGCCGAAGCCCUCUUCGAAGCCGCCUUCUUUCAAUCGCUCCAUAAAGCACUCAACCCGGGCGGUAUCAUAUGCACACAGGCAGAAUGUCAAUGGCUACAUUUGGAUUUCAUUUCCAAGGUCUACCGAGCUUGCUGUGACAUCUUUACCGAGGUCGAGUACGCAUACACAGCCAUCCCCACCUAUCCUUCAGGACAAAUUGGUUUCAUGCUCCUCUACAAGGGCCCUGAAACCUCUGCAGCUGAAGAUGAUGGUAAGUGCGACGAUUUACGGCCUUUGACUUCUUUACGGGUCGCCGCCCGUACGCCAUCUGCUGAGGUUCAAGCAAGCCUAAAAUUUUAUAAUCCUGCUCUUCACACCGCUGCAUUUGCCUUGCCCGAAUUCGCUCGACGGAAGCUGGACGAGGCCCGUGCACAAGUCAAACCGCGCUCAUAGGAAAUGAUGUCAGAGCUAAAGUACUUUGUUGCGGACACAUAUGUGAGUCCGUCAUUGGUUUUACUAAAACAUCACCCCUGAUCGAAAAUUCGUUUCUUUUGGCACUUU
Messenger RNA from Nannochloropsis gaditana CCMP526, 1002 nucleotides. It is a transcript of the gene SRM, whose product is annotated as spermidine synthase. Gene Ontology annotation, molecular function: spermidine synthase activity. The transcript has 3 exons. The annotation marks the transcript as partial. The record is from RefSeq and is a predicted model, not a curated record. Gene Ontology annotation, biological process: spermidine biosynthetic process. Gene Ontology annotation, cellular component: cytosol.